CACAGAAGUAGGUUCAUUAUCCUUUUGUUGCUUUUGUCCUUGUUGACUAAUACAGCCAAUGGGAGUUAUAUUCUCUGAACAAUUCUAAUUAGUCGUAUAGAGAUAAGAAUGUCGAAGGCCGUACCUGUAUUCUUCCAUGUGAAGUCUCCUGUUGCUUCCGUCCCUAAGCCCUGCAAGCUGCGUGAGUCCAUUAAGCAGGGAACUGUUCUGAUUCUCCUGAGCGGACGCUACGCUGGUAAGCGCGUUGUGUUCUUGAAGCAGCUCGCUUCGGGACUUCUUCUGGUGUCUGGACCUAAGAGCGUGAACAGAGUUCCUCUGAUUCGUGUGCCCCAGUCCAGAGUGAUUGCCACCAGCACCAAGCUGGACAUCAGCUCUCUGGAUCUCUCCAUCAACGAUACCUUCUUCUCUUCGAAGAACACUGAGAACAAGGAAGCGACCCAGAAGACUGUAGAUGACAAGCUGGAGGCCUGCAUCGAGAAAACUCCUCUGAUGAAGGAAUACCUGCACGCCAGAUUUGUUAUCGGAAAGGGAAGCCGCCCUCAUGACAUGAAGUUCUAAGUUGGAGGCUUUCUAGUGUUGUGGAUGGUUUUCUAUAUUCU
Molecule: messenger RNA, 599 nt
Organism: Blastocystis hominis
Lineage: Eukaryota; Bigyra; Opalinata; Blastocystidae
Exons: 2
Coding region: 109-558 (149 amino acids)
Biological process (GO): ribosomal large subunit assembly; cytoplasmic translation
Cellular component (GO): cytosolic large ribosomal subunit; ribosome
Molecular function (GO): RNA binding; structural constituent of ribosome
Source: RefSeq, a predicted model, not a curated record